CAGACAAAGAAAACACCAACCUACGUGCCUGCGUUGCUGGGUAGGUAAAACAAAAACAACGGCGUUUGUGUCAAGAGUUUGAAGCUUGGACUACGACAGACGGCGUAUCUUGAAAUAUCUGCACGGUUCUGCUGCAAACUGUGAAAAUACGGUGAAACAUGGCAACUGACUGCGUGGCCUGGCUGAACGCGAUCCCUGUUGAGGCUGAGGACCUGAGUGACUCGUUCGUAUCCGCAGAGGAAGACAAUGGAGGAUUAGCUGUCUCCAAUAAAAACAUCAACAACGAGAUCAAUGGUAACUGGCUGUUAUCGUCAAGCAACAACAUCCACGAGGCACGUCUGAAGGCGAAGGCCAAGCGGAGGCUGAGGAAGAACUCCUCCAGGGACUCUGGAAGAGGGGACUCCCUCAGCGAUAACGGGGAUGUGGUUAGGGGAAACUCUGCGGCUCCCACAAGCCCAAAGAGCAAGCUGCUGGACAGAAAGUCUCGACUGGGGAAGGGCAGAGGGCUACCAAAGAAAGGCGGAGCUGGAGGAAAAGGUGUGUGGGGCAGAUCUGGGGAAGUUUACGAACCAGAGGAGGUAGAUGAGAAAGACCCCAACUACGAUGAAGCUCAGGAAAACUGUGUGUAUGAGACUGUGGUUCCCCCCCUGGAUGAGAACGACUUUGAGAAGACAGUCACCCCUAUAGUGCAAGAGUACUUUGAACACGGAGACACAAAUGAAGUAGCUGAGCUGCUUGCAGAACUUAACUUGGGGCCCAUGCGGAGCGAGGUGCCCUCACUGGCUGUGUCACUGGCCCUGGAGGCCAAAGCCAGCCACAGGGAGCUCACCUCCAGGCUGCUGGCUGACCUGUGUGGGCCUGUUCUGUCAACCAGGGACAUGGAAACCUCCUUUGACAAAUUGCUCACAGAGCUCCCUGACCUAGUCCUGGACACACCAGGAGCUCCUCAGUUGGUGGGUCAAUUCCUUGCACGCGCUGUUACUGACCAGAUAUUGUCUAAGAGCUACAUCGAUGGCUACAAAGGCAGAGUUGACUGUGAAUACACCAGGGCGGCACUAGAUCGGGCGGCCGUGCUGCUGAAGAUGAAUAUGGGUGGGCUUCGCAUAGACAAUCAGUGGGGUACAGGGGGCGGCCAGAGACCUGUCAUACAGCUCAUUAAAGAGAUGAACCUGCUGCUGAAGGAGUACAUCCUGUCUGGAGACAGCAAGGAAGCUGAGAGGUGCCUGAGAGACCUAGAGGUUCCCCACUUCCAUCAUGAGUUUGUCUAUGAGGCAAUAGUUAUGGUGUUGGAGUCCAAAGGAGACAAAACACUCAAAAUGAUUUUGCAGCUACUCAAGUCUCUCUCUGUGUCCUCCAUCAUCACUGUCGACCAAAUGAGAAGGGGCUAUGAAAGAGUUUAUAUGGACAUUGCUGAAAUUAACAUAGACGUCCCUCGUGCAUACUUCAUCUUGGAGCAACUUGUUGACAAGAGCUUCAGCAUGGGAAUCAUUGAUGUAAAGCUAAGAGAUCUCUGUCCCUGUCGCGGCCGGAAGAGGUUCGUCAGCGAGGGAGACGGAGGUGUUGUCAAACUUGAAAGCUACUGAAGAAAAAUUUUUAUGUGCCAGAUUUCCUUUAGAGGAUGAAGCUACUUUUUUACAGGCAUAUUUUUCAAAAUAGUUGAGUACAAUUUCUUCCUUUUACCAGUCAAAAUAAUGUACAUUUCUAAAAUUGAGGUGGGGUAAAAAAAAACAAAAAACUCCCAGCAAAACUGCACUUUUGAUUGAAACUGAAGUAGAUCACUUUCUCCCAGGUGUUUCAGUAUAAACAUUUACAUAAGCUAGCCCUCAAAGUGCCAGUGUCAGUCAUUCCAUGUUGUUUUGUACAGUAUUUUCUUGAUUUCACUGCCACUCCCCUUGUGUUUUCUAGAAAGCAGUGAUUGUACAGAGAAGGCUGGUUUGUGUCGAAAGCUUUAUUAAAAAAAUCAAAAAACUAAAGGGAGCAUGUUGGUUCAGUACAAUACAGUUUCCCUGACUAGCUGCUUUUUCUAUGCUGUGCUUGACUGUUUCUUUUUAUUCUUGAAAUUACAAUAAAAAAAAUGUCAUUAUUAAAGGUGUCAUGACACAAGUGCAAAAACAAAUACCAGUCGGACAACUUCAGGAAAAUGGUGUUUGAGAAUGUUUAUUUUUGUAUUUGAUGAGUACUAGUGUGUGUAUUACACCACAUAUUGCUCUAUGUUUGUUCAUUAAACGACUUAAAUGACA
This is a messenger RNA of Mugil cephalus (flathead mullet), 2240 nucleotides long. It is a transcript of the gene pdcd4b, whose product is annotated as programmed cell death 4b. Gene Ontology annotation, cellular component: nucleus; cytosol. Gene Ontology annotation, biological process: negative regulation of DNA-templated transcription. The coding region runs from base 159 to 1583 and encodes 474 amino acids. The transcript has 12 exons. The record is from RefSeq and is a predicted model, not a curated record. Lineage: Eukaryota; Metazoa; Chordata; Actinopteri; Mugiliformes; Mugilidae.